Messenger RNA from Belonocnema kinseyi, 2288 nucleotides. RefSeq names its product BCL2/adenovirus E1B 19 kDa protein-interacting protein 3 (gene BNIP3). The transcript is spliced from 6 exons. Gene Ontology annotation, cellular component: nucleus; mitochondrial outer membrane; mitochondrial envelope. Gene Ontology annotation, biological process: positive regulation of apoptotic process; mitochondrial outer membrane permeabilization. The record is from RefSeq and is a predicted model, not a curated record. The coding region runs from base 140 to 721 and encodes 193 amino acids. Lineage: Eukaryota; Metazoa; Arthropoda; Insecta; Hymenoptera; Cynipidae.
UCACUGAGGAAACUGGUUGCAUUUUAUUGUGGCGUUUCGUGGCAAGUGCUUCUUAUCCGCGUGCUCAGCAUUUUGGUGUGUGUUUUCGUGAAAAGGAAUUAGUUUAUCAAUUGGAGAUUUGCGGUCGCAACAAACAAGAAUGUCGUCGACGGCGAAGUAUACAUCAGAGGAGCUUCUUGGAGAAUCCUGGGUAGAGCUGAAUCCAAUAUCAGCAGACAGGAUAACGCCUUUGCCUUUCAGUAGCGGUGGAGAAGAGUACUUGCGUCUCCUGAGGGAAGCUCAACGUGACUCAACGCAAUCUUCAGCAAGACAUUCCCUGGCAUCUUCUCGACGAGACACACCUCGAGACAGUCCUAAGAGUCCACCAAACAGUCCAAAUACGGAAUUAUCGAUAGAGGAUGACCUGAGGGGAGUUUAUAUUAAUUAUAAUUGCAAUAAGGAUGGCGAAUUGUUGGAAAAAAAUAACGAGUGGAUGUACGAGUGGAGUUCCAGGCCAGAUCAAAUGCCGCCAAAAGACUGGAAAUUCAAACAUCCCCUGAACAUCACAAAAAGGAAAAUGUACAGCAUUAGAACAGCAAAAGUUGGCAAACAAGGACUGUUUUCAAAGGAAGUUCUGUACACUGUUUUCCUAACAAACUUCUUGUCUCUACUGAUUGGAACUGGAGUUGGAGUUUGGCUGACCAGGCGAGGACUUUUGAUGGCUAGGGUGGCCAUCAAUUAAACUUCUGUCGAUUAACUGCAAGACGAAUUGUGAUCAAAGCGAAGAAAAAGUGAUCGCAAAAAGCUGGCUACGGGACGCAAGAAAGACUGAUGUUGGAAGGCUAAAGAAGCACACACUUCUCAUUAUCCGAUAAACAUUUCUUACCUUCUACUUUGCAGUCAAUGUACUUCUGAAAAUAACGGCACGUUUCAAAAAGAACGCACACUACUAAUUAUUAAGAAGAAAUAAAGGCUUUUUAAGAUGGAAAAAGGGGGGAAAAAGAGGAUCGACGUAAACUGUAGUUGAUAACGCGAACCUGUCCAUUUUAUACCGUUUCUUAUAAUGCGCUUUUAUCUGCGAUAAUCGUUAGAAUAGCAUGGAUAGUAUUUAUCUCUGAAUUUGCUGGAUAGAGAGGAAGUGAGUGAAUUGAGAGGAAAUGAUGGGAGAGAAAGUGAAGCUGUGAUUGAAAAAGCAGCGGAGAGAGUAAAGGGUUAGGGCAAAUUAUAUCAAUUUGCUUUUUACAAGGAUUAAUCGUUAGUUUUUAACGACAAAAAAUAUCUACAAGCAUAAUCCUCGCGUAACCGAAAUAUUAUCAUAUUACCCUCUUUUGUGUAUGAUCGAAUGAAACUUCUGAACAGUCGCACUUAUCCAGGAAAUGCUUUCUUAUCCAUUUUGAAUUUAAAUAUUUCAAAUGGAAAGCAAAAGAAAAAACUUUUAUGUUCCAGUGAGUUUAUUUCUGAUAAACUAUCAACCCUGGGAUAACUUUCAGAAAUAUGUAUUUCCUAGUUUACUUUUUUUUUUACUUUUAGAGUAGGGCUGAUUCGAAGUUAAAAAGUAGUUCUUUUAUAACAAGAAACGUAGUUUUUACUGUUUUGAACGACAGAAAUGUCAAUACAUAUUCUACGUUAGAUUAGAAAAAAAGAUAAUAAAAUGUUGGACUAAUAUAACAUAAAGUUUCCUCGCUGAACUGUCAAACUAUUUUCUCUUUCAUUAAAUUACGGUUAGUGGUACAAACAAAGGGGUACAAAGAAAGUUCUUUGUUGAGUACUUAUUAUUUUGUUAAAUAAGUGCUUAGUUAAUUAAUUUUUUUUCGAAUUAUGAAGCAACCAGUUGUCUGCUAUUCUGCAUGAGUAUUGGAUGUACCAAUGAUUAAUUUGCUCAGAUUAAAAUUUUGGAUAGAAUUUAUCAGAACGAAAUUCUAUCAGAGAAUUUGAGAAAAUGUACGAUCUUUUGUUCUAAGGGAUUAAAUGACCUAGUCGAUUUUGGCAUGAAUUUAUUGUACAUGCUAUAGGAAAAAAUCGGGAAUUCGCUCUUUAAAAACUUGUUUUGUUUUGAUUUGCAUCCUCCGUGAAAUAUGAUGCUCUUAAUUCGUAUCAGUCGAUAUUUAUGCAUUAAAUUUGUAGUGGCAUCGUUUAUAAUUUUAUUCUUAUUAUUUUUAGUUCUUCCGUUAGUAAUAUACGGUGUUAAGGUAUUUAUAUCGAAUCUUUCACGAGGUACUGAUGAAUUCUUUAUUUUUAUCUCUGGAUAUGAGAAAGAAUAUGUUUCACAGGUUUGUAAUUAUUAUCAAAUAAAGCAUUUUGUAAAUUUA